CACGACCUCGAUCACGUCUACCCGGUACAUAACAAAUUAUUGUACUAUAUUAUUGUUGUCAAGUUGUUUGUUGUUGUUAUUAUUGCGUUGUUGCUGCCAUCGACCAUUGCGAUUGCUUUGACGUCCGGGUCCCCGUCACUCCGUCAGUCCGUUUCCACCAGUAACUCAGUACAUUGCCAUUCGCACACACUGUUCGAUAAUCUGCACGUUCACCAGUCAUCACUUAAUUUUCGACCGCGUUAAAUACUCGAAUAGUACACGCCAUCACUUUGUCCGCGUUGUUCAGUCCCCGACAAUAAUUGUCCGUAAAUUGUUACUGCUGAACAUCACUAAUUUUUUGUCGCCAUGGAAGACGAAUCCAAACUCAAAGCCGGACAUGCCCAAGCAGUAAAAGCCGGCGGCAUGCGCAUCGUGCAGCACAAGAACAUCAAUCCGAACGUCGACAAGAACUCCGCCGCCGAUGAAGCCAACUCGGUGUUGAAAGUCUCGACAAGUCCGCCCAAGCAGUCUGUGGUGCCGGUGCACGCUCACAACGAUUAUCCAACUCAGGCCGUCCAGAAAACUCACGACAAGCCGAUGCCCAGCCAUGAGAUGAGACAGCACACGAGCACGAAGCCGACCAUCCACCAGCCACGCAAAUGAACUCCGCAGCGCCGACACGCACACAAGACUGGGUUCGGGGCUAUACGUCGUUCGACGUGUUCCCGGAUUAUUCUUAAUCUUUAUUAAAUAUUAUUACAACUCUAAGCACAUUCGAAACUAAAUCGAUUUUUAUCCAUAAGGCUUAAGUUAAGGCCAUAAGUUUUUGCAUUUAUAUUAUAAUAAUUUUUCAUCUUCUCCUACCUAUGACAUUUCUCGUCUUAUCCAUUCCAUUACAAUAUAAUAUUAUUUUAUAUCUAUUUUUAUAUAUGUAUAACCGUUAUUGCAUUUUGGAAUGUUUAUUUGGCGUCGUGUUCGGAAAUUAAUGGGCUGUAUACAGAUUGCGAUUACGUUUCAAAUAAUUAAAUCCAGAUAAUAAAUCGAUUGAUUUUAUUUUUA
This is a messenger RNA of Rhopalosiphum maidis (corn leaf aphid), 1038 nucleotides long. RefSeq names its product death-associated protein 1. Gene Ontology annotation, molecular function: death domain binding. The coding region runs from base 346 to 642 and encodes 98 amino acids. NCBI's taxonomy places the organism in Eukaryota, Metazoa, Arthropoda, Insecta, Hemiptera, Aphididae. The record is from RefSeq and is a predicted model, not a curated record. The transcript is spliced from 3 exons. Gene Ontology annotation, biological process: apoptotic signaling pathway; cellular response to amino acid starvation; negative regulation of autophagy.